AUGAAGUUCAUUUCAGAAGCCAUACAUGGUUUCCCAUUUACGGUCGGUUUUGAAGUUCGAUACUAUAACAAAGAAAAACGUAUGUAUGAGAAAUUUGAACAGGGAAAACUUUUACAAGUUAGUUUGCUUGUAAAUUUAGAAACAACUCUUCAAGCUUUUCAAGAAAAAAUAAACGAUAUCUAUCUCGAAUAUGCAAACCAGUAUAACAUUGACGAAGGAGAAUACCAUCUCGAUAUUAUUUAUGACAGGAAAAAUGCAACUGUUAAAAUCAAUAGAAUAGAAGACCUUGGAGAAAACGUUUAUAUUUCUACAAAAUAUAACAACUUGGCAUGGUAUAGAUUUAUGAGGAUGUUAAAUCAGCCUGCAGCAUAUCCAGUACACCCAGACUUUUAUGAAGUCGAAAACCCUAAUGGAACAUAUGAAAAUGUUUUCGACCAAGAUGCUAUUAUUGUUCAUGCUUCAUUUUCUGGCGCCCAAAACUCUUUCUUAUGUCUGAUGAAUGACUUUUACGAAAAACCUACAAAGUUAUACGAACCACCAAGUGGAAGUAUUUCAGACUUUCAAGUAUGGUUUACUACAGAUGGAAGAAAAAGAAUAAUUCCAUUAUACCAUGCGUUUUACUUAGAACUUAGUUUCAUAUACAACUACUAUCGAACGGUAAAAAUAUAA
Trichomonas vaginalis G3 is the source of this 669-nucleotide messenger RNA. RefSeq lists its product as uncharacterized. Lineage: Eukaryota; Parabasalia; Trichomonadida; Trichomonadidae. The coding region runs from base 1 to 669 and encodes 222 amino acids. The record is from RefSeq and is a predicted model, not a curated record. The transcript has a single exon.